AUGCGGACAGGUCAUGGUCGGAAUUGCAUCCCGCCACGUACCAAAAAACACCUGGGCUCUACUGAACUUCGUCAUUGUAUCUGGCAAGCAAGCAAAGUUUUCGUCACUCCAACCACAGAUUCGCCAUUAUCCGGUCAUUCUCACAAGUACGCUCGUUUCCUUCACGCCAAUUUGGCUUCCGGUGAUGGCGUAGGCAACUGGGUUCCCAUUUGGUGUGCACAUUUCCUUCUCUGA
Messenger RNA from Protopolystoma xenopodis, 234 nucleotides. The record is from the annotation of a GenBank genome assembly. Lineage: Eukaryota; Metazoa; Platyhelminthes; Monogenea; Polystomatidea; Polystomatidae.